CCAGAGAGAGUGAGUGAGUGAGAGAGACAGAGACCCAGACAAAGCGCAAGGGCUGGCAAGAUGUCCGACAGCGCGGACCUGCAGUUUGUCAGCCCGUACGCCUUCGAGGCCAUGCAGAAGGUGGACGUGGCUCGGCUGGCUGCCCUCAGCGACCCCGAGCUGCGGCUGCUGCUGCCGUGUCUGGUGCGCAUGGCCCUGUGCGCUCCGGCCGAUCAGAGCAAGACCUGGGCCCAGGACAAGAAGCUCAUCCUCAGGCUGCUGUCGGGCGUGGAGGCCGUCAACUCCAUCGUGGCCCUGCUCUCGGUGGACUUCCACGCCUUGGAGCAGGACGCCAGGAAGGAACAACAACUCAGGCACAAGGCUGGAGGCUCCAACGGGGAGAGCAUGCUAGUGUCCCAGCUCCAGAGAGGCCUGACGCUGGAGUUCGAGCACAGCGAUCCCUUACACAGACUACGACUCGCCCUCAGCGAGCUACUCGCCAUCAUGAACAAGGUGGCUGACUCCAGCGGGGAGUUCUUUCUGAAGUCGUCAGAGUUGUUUGAGAGUCCUGUGUACCUAGACGAGCUGGCAGACGUUCUCUGCAUCCUUCAAGCAGAGCUGCCUUCCUUGUUGCCCAUCAUUGAGGUGGCAGAGGCUCUGCUUCACGUCAGGAAUGGAGAGUGGUUCCUCUGCCUGCUUGUUGCCAACGUCCCUGACAGCUUCAAUGAAGUGUGCCGGGGUCUGAUAAAGAGUGGAGAGCGACAGGACGAGGAGAGCGUUGGAGGGCGACGGCGGACUGAAGCUCUGAGGCAGCUCUGUCAGAUGAACCCCACGCAGGCCCUAAACAUACGCGCCAUGGUGGUGGAGGAGUGUCACCUGCCGGGUCUGGGCGUGGCGUUGACGCUGGACUACAAGCCGGACUCGGCUGACGAGGCGGUCAGCCCGCUGGUGUCCUUCGUCAGUGGCCUGCUGCUCGGCACAAACAGCAAAGUGCGCACCUGGUUCGGCCUCUUCAUACGAAACGGCCAACAGAGGAAGCGAGAGAGCAGUUCGGUGUUGUGGCAAAUGCGGCGUCAGCUUCUGCUGGAGCUGGUAGCCAUCUUGCCUCGAUCGCGCAGCUCCCACGCGCCCACCGACACGGACGACGACGAUGACAUCACUCUUGCCUCGGGAGGCAUCAGGGGCGGGUCGUCUGCCUACUCGGGUCUGAGGGCGGAACAUGUGGUGAAAGCCAGCGCCCUACUGAGGCUGUACUGCGCUCUCAUGGGCAUCGCAGGACUCAGGCCGACAGAUGAAGAGGCAGAGCAGCUUCUACAGCUGAUGACGAGUCGUCCCCCAGCCACCCCCGCCGGAGUCCGCUUCGUCUCCCUGGCCUUCUGUAAACUACUGGCUUUCCCCACCCUAGUCAGCACCCCUGAGCAGGAGCAGCUGAUGGUGAUGUGGCUGAGCUGGAUGAUCAAAGAGGAGGAGUACUUCGAGAG
Engraulis encrasicolus (European anchovy) is the source of this 1460-nucleotide messenger RNA. Its product is annotated as integrator complex subunit 2-like. The transcript is spliced from 9 exons. The record is from RefSeq and is a predicted model, not a curated record. The annotation marks the transcript as partial. Lineage: Eukaryota; Metazoa; Chordata; Actinopteri; Clupeiformes; Engraulidae. Gene Ontology annotation, cellular component: integrator complex. Gene Ontology annotation, biological process: snRNA 3'-end processing.